AUGUAUUCUGAUAAUGGCACUACCGUAGUAGGUGCUGCAAACGAACUUAUAGAAAUCUAUGAGUUUCUCAAGACUCAGGAGACUUGCAUCGCUACCAGAUUGGUCGCACAAAAUAUAAAGUGGCACUUUAUACCUCCCCGAUCACCACACUUCGGAGGGCUUUGGGAAGCUGCCGUUAAAAGUGUCAAACGGCAUCUACGAAUCACUAUGAAGAAUUUGAUUUAUACUUUUGAAAAAUAUUAUACUUUACUGGUCGAAAUAGAAGGCAUUCUGAAUAGCAGGCCACUGACAGCCCUGUCGUCAGAUCCCAACGACCUAACACCACUUACACCAGCCCAUUUCUUUAAUAAGGGAGAAGUCUUAAUAAUGCCCGUUGAAAAAGAUCUAUCGAAUAUCAAGGAUACUCAUUUAUCUCGAUGGCAGCAUAUCCAAAAGUUACGCCAGCAUUACUGGCAGCGCUGGCAUAAGGAGUACUUACAGCAACUACAAGUCAGAACCAAAUGGAAAGAAGGUGAUGAAGCGGUACAAGUCGGAGACUUGGUUCUGUUAAUCGAAGACAAUCUACCGCCGAUGCAGUGGAAGUUAGGACGAAUAGAAGCGCUGCAUCCUGGAGAGGACGGAGUUAUAAGAGUAGCAACUAUUCGAACGUCAACAGGAAGUUUCAAGCGUGCCGUUAAGAAGAUAUGUGCACUUCCUUAUAAAAACUAG
This is a messenger RNA of Cyphomyrmex costatus, 708 nucleotides long. RefSeq lists its product as uncharacterized. The transcript has a single exon. Gene Ontology annotation, biological process: DNA integration. The record is from RefSeq and is a predicted model, not a curated record. NCBI's taxonomy places the organism in Eukaryota, Metazoa, Arthropoda, Insecta, Hymenoptera, Formicidae. Gene Ontology annotation, molecular function: nucleic acid binding. Bases 1 to 708 code for a protein of 235 amino acids.